AUGGCGCUGCACCUGCACAGCCAAAGGUUCUCGCCGGGUCUGCAUCCGCGGGGCGGGUCCUGGGGAGCUGAUCCCGGCGCGGUGGCCUCCGGGCGCUCGGGCCACCACCGCCGGGGCGCGGGACGCGACCCAGCUGGGGAGGCUCGGAACCCGAAUGAGGAGGAGCGGCAGUUACUGCUGGAGAAGCCGAGGCGCGCCGUCUGGGACUGGCCGCUGGUGGCUGCCGCAGAGCCGGCCGGACUGCGGGGCAGGGUCCGCGACGGGUGUGGAGCCCACGGCCUACCCGGCUACCGACCGGGUCCAGCGGGCGCCCACGGUGGUCCCGCCUUGGUCCGGGAGCUGCGACCCCAAUGGCCUGAGCUCGGCCAAGAAACUCCAGCCAGCCCCGCCCCUCGACUCCGUCCCUGGACUCCGCCUUCCCCGCCCGUGCGCUCAGUCUACGCCCCACACCACCUCAGGCCCCGCCCCCUCAAAUGCACGCGCUCAGGCCCGCCCCUGCGCCGGCUUUCGACUCCGCCUCCGCUCAAGCCCCGCCCCACACCAUCUCAGGCCCCGCCCCCUCACAUGCACGCGCUCAGGCCCGCCCCUGCGCCGGCCUUCGACUCCGCCUCCCGCUCAAGCCCCGCCCACGCCAUCUCAGGCCCCGCCUCCAUCGCGGGCAGCGCUGGGGGCCUAGCUGUCUUCCGUUACCUGCCCUGGCUCACCGGGAUGCUUGCUUACGGCACAGAGUUGUUCAGAUUUGAGAAUCUUGUCACGAAUUCCUUUUAAAGCUACGCACGGAUCUUCUUCAGUUAUUUGCUCAAUUUUGUUUAAUAUCGAGGCGUUUAGCUUACUACUUCUCUUACCUCCCCGUUUUUUUUCUAUCAACACGCAACCAUUCUUCUUAUACUGGUAAAUAAUUGACUUUGCCGUAUGGUUUUUAAUACUGGCGAUGGCAGCUUAUUCAUUUACCGUUCUACCAUCUUCGUAACAUUUUAUUAAAACCUUUUAUUUAUC
This is a messenger RNA of Myotis daubentonii (Daubenton's bat), 996 nucleotides long. Its product is annotated as splicing factor 3B subunit 4-like. The record is from RefSeq and is a predicted model, not a curated record. The coding region runs from base 1 to 768 and encodes 255 amino acids. The transcript is spliced from 3 exons. Lineage: Eukaryota; Metazoa; Chordata; Mammalia; Chiroptera; Vespertilionidae.